AUGUCGGCUGCCCUUGGCUUCAGCUCGGGUGACUUGCCGCUCAUCCCGGCGCGGCCCGCCGGCGGCGAGUCGGAAGGCUCUAUCGAGCUCGGCACUGAAGAUUCAGACACGGACAGCAGCAUCUCGGUCGAAGGCAGCAACUUCGAAGAGGAGACAUCCUCGCUUCAAGGUGGAUCCGACGGUGGUGUCCCGAUCACCGAAAACGAACACACUGCUGACGAAGAUAACGUCGAGGAUGACCAUGUUGGAAGCGAGCAUGACGAACCCGAUUAUGGCUACAUCCUGGACGGCGACCGCGGCUACAUCCAUCCCGAUGGCCGGGAGGAAGUUUGGUACCGUCAACCAGUCCUGAGCAAUCCUGAAGCUCCAGGCUGGACUACUAUCAACUCGGGUCCCCGUGGCCCACCUGCUUCAUAUGCUGAAUACAGAGUGUUCGAAGAUGAACCCGAAAAACCUGUUCCUGUCACAGGAAGUGAGGUCCAACUCGCAGCGGCAUCGACCAGAGCGGAAAUUGAGGAAAUCAUCUCGGCUGAGGAGAUAUGCAGCUGCGGGUCAUCAAACCCACUGCUGCGCACCAACGAUGAGCUUCCGUUUUUUGAUCAUGACAACGGCUGCUGGACUGACCCGGCGGCUAAGAACCCGCAAAGGACCGCACAGCCGUUCGUCCCCUAUGCUACACGUUUGAACAUGGAUAAGAAACGGAAGCAAGAAGCCAUGCACGACACUGACGACAGCCCCACUCCUGGCGCAACUUGGCCAGAAAGCGAAAGUCCCAGCGCCAUGGCCGUGAGUGCCGAAACCUCUGUGCCGCGUUGCGACCUACACUUCCCCAUCACCGGCGUCCUCGACGACGACUGGAAGUUCAUGCGCGGCUCACGCUUCAUCAAACAGCGCCUGCGCCUUCCAAUCGCGCUUGACAAGCCAGAGAACAGUACCGACGAGUACGAUAACGACUCCGACUCCGACUCUGCCGCCGCCACCGAACACGAGCCCACAAACGUGCAUUCCACGCCCCUCCACACCAGCGCAAGCAUCCCCGUCGAAGCCGACAACCACCCCGCCGAAGACGCGAACGACUGGGAAACCGACGACGGCGAAGACCGCAUCAACACCUACAUCCAAUACGUCGACCAAGCGUACCAGCUCCGCCUGAUCGAGGACGACGCGCCGGCGCGCUGCCGCCGCAUGAACAUGCACGCCCCGCCCGCGAGCUGGGCGGACCGCAACGCCAUCACCAAGCUCAACCGCUGGAUCCACAGCUUCCGCGACCGCAGCAGCAAGCGCAACGCCGCCACGACUCUCCCCUCAACAACCACCCCCCCUCCAACCUCCCAGCCCACCGCGUCCGCGUCCUCCAGCACCAGCACCAGCACCACCCCUCCCCCCGCCAACCAGACCCGUGCCACCAAGUCCACGGCCAAACCCCGCAAAACGCGCCUCGCAUGGACCCCCGCCGAGCUCGACGCCGUGUGCGGCGCCAUGGUCGAGCAGCUGCGCGACACGGGGAGCUACAGCAAGCCGCGGCUGCUGGCGGUGCUGCGCGAGCGGUGGCCGGAGCGGCGGCGCACGCUGGCGGCGCUGACGCAGACGGUGCAGCGGUAUGGGUUGGGGCGGGAGGCGAGGGGGGUUGUGUUCGGUGGUGGUGAUGCUGAUGUUGGCGGGGACGGCGGUAAAUGGAAGGGGAAGGGGAAGGGGAAGGAGCGGGUGGUUGAGGUGGAGGAUGAUGAGGAGGAGGGGGAGGAGGAUGGUGGGGAGGUGGCGGAUUCGGAGGGGGAGGAAGACGAGGAGGAGGAGGAGGAGGAUGAUGAUGAUGACGAUGAUGAUGCUGAAGAUGGUGUGAGGGUGUGA
Molecule: messenger RNA, 1848 nt
Organism: Diplodia corticola
Lineage: Eukaryota; Fungi; Ascomycota; Dothideomycetes; Botryosphaeriales; Botryosphaeriaceae
Product: sodium potassium calcium exchanger 1 isoform x1
Exons: 2
Coding region: 1-1848 (615 amino acids)
Source: RefSeq, a predicted model, not a curated record